AUGAAUACCACUAGAUCGUAUAGUUAUUAUUACUAUCUCUUAUUUAUAUUAUCAACUACUUAUGCUUUAACUUGUCCUAAAGGCUGGAUUCAUGAUUCGAAUGCUCGCUCAUGCUAUCAUAUAACUCGAAGAAGAUUAACUCAUACACAAGCUUCUCAAUAUUGUCAACGUUUUGAUAACUCGUCUCAUCUCUUAAGGAUCGAAUGCGAUAGCGAGAACGACUUCAUCACAAACAUUUUGAAAUCAAAUAAGAACCAAGCAAGUUUAUCAACCUCAACUGCUUGGAUUGAUGCUCGAGCUCGUUUUGAUAUCGUUGACAGCUCAGCCGGGUUGUUUGCCCCCGGUUUCGUAUUGAGAUGGCCAAAUGGCAAAAUGGUUCGGUUCACUAAUUGGCUGACUGGUAAUGGACUGGAUUUGGUUGAUCGUCAGCAUAAAUGUGUUCAACUAACACCUUCUGGGAAAUGGGUCAACUCAGGAUGUCAUGUACCAGCUCUGGCCAUCUGUGAGAAGAAGUUGCAUCGAACAUUUGAUAAUCAUUGCCCGAAACAUUGGGUUUACUUCAACCAAACUUCCAGUUGUUACAGGACAGUCACGAGAACGAAUUUGACUAUAUUAGAAGCUGAUAACAGAUGUUUCCAGAUGGGUUAUGAACACAAUCAGGACGCCAUGCUCGCUAGUAUAGCAAACGCCCAAGAGAACAGUUUCAUUUUGAAAAUAGUAAAAGAACGGAAAGCUAAUUUCGAUUUUGUUCUAUUGGGAGGCUUCGGAAGAUCUAACGAUGGCAGCAAGUGGCAUUGGAUGGAUGGGACUCUCUUUGAUUAUCAAAACUGGGAUCGAGGCAUGCCAUACGGGAAACGGGCGCUGGCCGUUCUGGUUAUGAACAAACGGGGAAAAUGGAUUAACCAUUAUGCUGACAAAAUACUUUCGCAGUACAACUCGAUAGCUGUUUGUAAAUACAAAACUGGAACAACCAAAUGA
Messenger RNA from Auanema sp. JU1783, 978 nucleotides. The record is from the annotation of a GenBank genome assembly. NCBI's taxonomy places the organism in Eukaryota, Metazoa, Nematoda, Chromadorea, Rhabditida, Rhabditidae.